Messenger RNA from Meloidogyne enterolobii, 1891 nucleotides. NCBI's taxonomy places the organism in Eukaryota, Metazoa, Nematoda, Chromadorea, Rhabditida, Meloidogynidae. The record is from the annotation of a GenBank genome assembly.
UUUAUUUGUGAUGGCUGACUUAAAGACUUCACGCAAAGGAAAGCCUAAAAACGAAGAUGACUUUAUUGAUGAUGAGGAAGAGGAUACUGAUGAUGAAGAAGUUGAAGAAAAGCAUUGUAUUUGUGAUUCUAGGGAUUAUUCAACUUUGAUGAUUUGUUGUGAUUAUUGUUCAAUUUGGUAUCAUACAAAAUGUGUUGGUAUAAAGAAAAAGGAUGUUGAGAAAAUUGAAAAAUUUGCUUGUCGUUCUUGCAAGAAAAAAGGAAAUGAAAUUGUUUAUAAAAAAGAAAAUGUCAAAACUACGAAAAAGAGAAAAGAAUCGACAGAGGAACAAGAAAACAACAAAAAAUCAAAAAUUGAAAUUAAACCUACAAAGAUUAUCAAAAAGGAGGAAUCUACUAUUCGAACAUUGGCGAGAAGUCCAAGCUUGGCAAAUUCAACAUUAGCCAAAGUAAAAGUUGAAAUUACAAAUAUUGAACCGAAAGAGAUCGGCAAUUCUUUACUGGCAAUAAAAAUCAAAGAAGAGCCGCCUUCAAAUAUUUCUUCAAUAAAUAUUCCAAAAAAUGACCACCAAAAGCUUCUUCCUCCAUCAAUAACAAUUAUUGAUGUAAUUAAGCCUCCUGCAAUUUCUCUAGCUCCAAUUCAAUUAAUUCCUCCAACAAUUUUAAAACAACAAAAAAUUCAAGAAGAAAAUCCAGAAUUGAGGUGUGAGAAUUGUAUUGGUUGUUUUAGGGAUGAGGAUUGUGGGAAAUGUGUUGUUUGUAUGCAAUCACAAAAUAAGGGCAAACUUUGUAUGCAAAGAAUUUGUGUUCAAGUGGAAGAGCUUUUUAAGAAAAAGUUAAAGAAGUCAGAAAAAGCUUUGUCUGAAACAUCAAGUAUUGAUUGUGAAGUUCAUGUAAGCACAAGAGGACGGAAACCAAAACAACAAUUAAAUGAUGAGACAAUUACUAAACAUCGCCGAAGUGUUGGAAUGUCAGAAAAACCAAAAGAAAAUGAGGAUUUGGCUUUACAACUUAAUAAAUUUUAUAACAAUUUAAUGCGUAAAAGGACAAAAGCUAGGAACAAUAAUGAGCUUCCAAUUGAACAUGAAGAAAAACAAUGUAUUGGACCUGAAUGUACAAAUUCGGUAAGACAAGGGUCGAAAUAUUGUUCCGAACGUUGUGGUUUGGCACUUGCACAGAUUAGACUCAAAACAAUUUUGCCCCAAAGAUUCAACGAUUUUUUCGCCAAAGUUCCUUCUAAACAAAUUGAGGAUAACAAAAAACUUAACAACGUCGAAGGACAAAUUACACAAAUUCAUCAAAAAUUGAAAAAAUUUGGAGAAUGGAAAGAAAAUGUUGAAAAUUUUUUAGCUGCAAUAAAAAAUGCACAGCCAACUGCGGAACGGCCAAAGAGUGGAGACGAUAAUUUUGUAGUGGGAUGUCCUGUUUGUGGAGGCGAAUUUCCCAUGCGUGAAAGUACUAAACAUAUUCAAUCUUGUUAUACGCGGUCUGAGAAACAAACAACUUAUGGAACUGAUUAUCCGAUUUGUGGAUGUCCUUUAAUUUGGUAUAAAAAUGGAAGUUGUUUAAAUUUUGAAUCUCUUUUUAUUUCUUCCGAUACAAUGAUAGCUGAUGGGGGUUAUUGUCAAGAGAAAAAUAAAAAUUGUCGUGCUCAUCAAAAUUGGAUUCAAACAGCCUUUAGUUUAAUUGACAAUGAACGUAUGAAUUUACUUAAUCAAUUAGAAGAAUUAAUUGAACAAAGAGGGUUUAUAUUGAAAACACUUACAGAAAGGGGAGAUGUACUUACACUUUUGUGCAGUCAAAGUCAGCGAUUGAGUAUUGAAAAAGAGGAUAAAAAGGAGGAAGACAACAAUGUUUCUAGUGGGGAAAAGACCGAUAGGGUAACUGAUUAG